AUGUCCAAGAUUCCCAGGAAUUUUAAGCUCCUUGAAGAGUUGGAGAAGGGUGAAAAAGGUUUGGGCGCUGAAUCGAUAUCUUAUGGAUUAACCAAUCAAGAUGAUAUUACAAUGACAAAUUGGAAUGGAACUAUUCUUGGUCCCCCUCAUUCGAAUCAUGAGAAUAGGAUUUAUUCGCUAAGUAUAAUAUGCGACAAAAAUUACCCAGAAUUACCACCUAAAGUGAGGUUUGUUUCCAGAAUAAACUUGCCCUGUGUCGAUCCUCGGGGAAACGUUAUUAUCGAUGAAUUUGACACGUUGAAAAACUGGAAGAGAUCAUAUACUAUGGAGACUGUGUUGUUGGAGUUGAGGAAAUGCAUGGCUUCCCCAAGUAACAAGAAGUUGAUCCAACCUCCUGAGGGAGCAACUUAUUAG
This is a messenger RNA of Lodderomyces oxycetoniae, 414 nucleotides long. RefSeq names its product E2 ubiquitin-conjugating protein. Bases 1 to 414 code for a protein of 137 amino acids. Gene Ontology annotation, cellular component: nucleus. The transcript is spliced from 2 exons. The record is from RefSeq and is a predicted model, not a curated record. NCBI's taxonomy places the organism in Eukaryota, Fungi, Ascomycota, Pichiomycetes, Serinales, Debaryomycetaceae. Gene Ontology annotation, biological process: protein K63-linked ubiquitination; DNA damage tolerance.